AUGGACUCGCCGCCAACACGGUCUCCUACCGAUAACAGUAGCAGCACUGGCAGCACCGACGAGCUCCACCUGCUGCUGAGUGAAGCAGCAAAAGUGUUUUCAGAAUAUGCCCGCGAUUCACUCCAUCCGCAUGCGACAAUCGUCACAGCGGCAACGCCCUCGGACAUAGCCUCCCAACUUGACCUGACAUUCCCAGACUCCGGGACCGGUCACCCCGGUAUCUGGAAAGAUAUUCGCAAUGUCUGCAUCACUGCCACGAACACCUGGAGCGACCGGUUCCUUUACAAACUCUACGCAGCGCCAACACCCAUCGGGGUGGUCAGCGAAACUCUCAUGGCGCUGCUCAAUAACAACGCACACGUAUUCCAGUCAUCACCCGCCGGCGCAGUGCUGGAGGCAGCGGUAGGCACAAAGCUCGCGGAAAUGGCCAACUUUUCUACAAAAACCGCCGCCGGACUGACCUUUCCCGGCGGCUCAUACUCGAACAUGCACGCUUUGAUGGUCGCACGCAACCAGAGAUUCCCCGAGCUCAAGCACGGUGGCAUUGUCGCUUUGGCCAAGGCCGACGUGCGGCCCGUGAUAUUUACCAGCGCCCAUGCGCACUACUCCAUAGAAAAGUCGCAAUUGCUGCGGGUAUCGGACUCGACAAUGUUAUCUGUGUGCCCACAGAUGAUUGGAAUUGCUGCUGGGGGCACGCCGUUUUUUGUCAACGCGACCGCAGGGACCACGGAGCUGGGUAUCUGGCUGCACGUCGAUGGGUCGUGGGGCAGUCCUCUGGCGCUGUUCGCCGACCCCAGCGUAUUCGAAUACCCGAUUCCCGCUGGCCGAAUCAACUCGCUCACAAUCAACCCGCACAAGCUGCUGGUUGUUAUGCGAGAGACGCUAGGGCUGAACGCCAGCUAUUUGUUCCACUCGGCGCCGGAGGAUGACGAAAGUGCCGAUGGCUUUGGCCUUCACCAGCAGAAGCAGAACUUGGCGGGAGCUGGGACUUUGGCGACGCCACGAUGGGAUGUGAUAUGGAUAUCGUGGCGCUACUACGGCACCAAGUACUUUAGCGACCGCGUCGGCCGCGCUCGACAGCUGGCUGUCGAAUUUGCCGAUAUGAUUACUUCGAGAAACACUACGUGUACCAGUGAGCCAGGAAAUUGGAAGCUGUUUGUCAGGCCGCAGAGCAUCUGCGUGUGCUUUUGGUUCAUCCCACACUCUGAGGCUGAUAGGCAUGGAGGUAGGAAAAACAACAAUGGCAGCACUAACCCUCAGUGCUGGUGGGGCGACGUGACCAAGGCGCUGUGCAACCGAGUCAACGCCACAGGCAAACUGCUCCUCGACUACGCGUGCGUCGACAGAUUCGCGCCCACCAGUGUUCCGAGUGAAUACAAUAAAAACACGGUGCCGUUCUUCUUCCGCAUCCCUUUUAACAGCCCUGGCGUGACUGUGGACACGCUAGAAGCCAUUCUGAACUCUAUUGAACUGGCUGCGCGCCAUCUCUACAGCAAUUAG
Molecule: messenger RNA, 1500 nt
Organism: Kickxella alabastrina
Lineage: Eukaryota; Fungi; Kickxellomycota; Kickxellomycetes; Kickxellales; Kickxellaceae
Product: pyridoxal phosphate-dependent transferase
Exons: 6
Coding region: 1-1500 (499 amino acids)
Biological process (GO): carboxylic acid metabolic process
Cellular component (GO): cytoplasm
Molecular function (GO): carboxy-lyase activity; pyridoxal phosphate binding
Source: RefSeq, a predicted model, not a curated record